Poeciliopsis prolifica (blackstripe livebearer) is the source of this 1551-nucleotide messenger RNA. RefSeq names its product tRNA (guanine-N(7)-)-methyltransferase non-catalytic subunit wdr4-like. Gene Ontology annotation, biological process: RNA (guanine-N7)-methylation. Gene Ontology annotation, cellular component: nucleus; tRNA methyltransferase complex; cytosol. The record is from RefSeq and is a predicted model, not a curated record. Lineage: Eukaryota; Metazoa; Chordata; Actinopteri; Cyprinodontiformes; Poeciliidae. Gene Ontology annotation, molecular function: tRNA (guanine(46)-N7)-methyltransferase activity; protein binding.
UCCCGCAUUCUCCACGUGGAAAACACGAACUAAGAGCAUUCAGUUCGGUUCAGUGAGCAAUGGCUUGUUUGGGUUUCUGUGGGGAAUGGUUUCUGUCAACCUGCAGCAGCAAACUCAUAGCGAUCCACACCAAAGAGCCCAGAGAACCAUUUGUGUUUGACUGCAGCCGUGCUCAAAAGAGGAUAAAAAAAGUAAAAGAUGUAAAUAGCAGUGACGCAUCAGAGGACACCGGAAGUGACACGGUCCUUGCUUUUGCAGCGUCUUCAUCUGGAAAAUUGAUGGCAAUAACUGAUGACACCAAACGACUGAUCCUGUUUCAGUGUGAACCUUCAUGGCGUUGCAUUAGCAUCAGGUGGGUGAUUAGGAGCACAUCACUAGUGUUCAGCCAGGGUGAAGAUGAACUGCUGGUGGCGGACAAGUCUGGAGAUGUUUAUUCCUUUUCUGUGGUUGAACCAGAGAAGGACGGUGAGCUGAAGAUGGGUCACCUUUCGAUGUUGCUUGCUGUGACCAUAUCUGCAGAUGACCGAUACAUCAUUACAGCUGACCGUGAUGAGAAGAUCAGAGUGAGCCAUCGCAGGUCUCCUUACAAUAUCCAGUCUUACUGCUUAGGGCAUCACCAGUUUGUCAGCACGCUAGAGAUCCCAAAAAGACAUCCACACUGGCUGCUGUCCGGAUCAGGGGAUGGAACAGUGAAGCUGUGGGAGUUUGAGUCUGGUCGCAAACUGCAAAACUGGGACCUUGGACAGCUUGAAGACAAGCUAUGCUCUGAUACUGCCAAAGGAAAUAACACAGCUGUGUUUCGUAUCUGCAGUUCCCCAGGUGGCCAUGAUGUAGCUGUGUUGUGUGACGGACUGAUGCACGUUUACCUUUUCACCUUGGAGCAAACCAGUGAUGAGAAGCUGAGAUUUCACAGUAAACUCCACUUUUUCCACCGCCCCAUGGACAUAGGCUUUGACAUGAAAGGACAGCUUUGGGUGCUAUUGGACUCCAGUGAUGUUCCACUCCAAAUCCACACAUUCAGAAAAAACUCCUGGGAGUGUGACACUGAGAACAACAACCUCAGAAGAGUGACUGAUAUCAUCAGAACGCAAAGGGGCACACCUGACAAUUUCACAAGUGUCACAAACCACUUUGAGCACCUGUAUAAAGUGAGCUUUGACAACGUGUCAGUGUAUCUGCAGAAAAAGCAGCAGCGGAUUGAAGAGCAUCAGCUGAAGAGGACAAAAGCUCAGAAAGUAAAAUGCAACAAGAAGUCAAAGAAGAAACCUGAUGAAGUUUUGAGUCAGCCUUCUACUGAAGUCAAGAGUAAAGAGAAUCAUUCAGGUUUUGUACUUUGAAUGUGUGCACCUUGCCAGUUUGAUUCAGUGGUUUAUUUUUACUAUUUAACAUUAAACAAAAUUAAACCUUUUUUCUGUUUGGCAUAGUCAUUGAAAGAAACCUGUUAGCCAGUAUUAGCCACACACAUUCUGUUUAAUCAUUAUUGUAUGUUUGGUGCAUUUAAUUGCAUUUCAUUUCACUCUGGGAAUAAUAAAGGAUAUUUUAUUUUAAACA